CCUUGCUUGGCUCUCGUGUCUAGAGCGCACGACCUCGCCACCGAUAAGGAACUAUGGGCCGCAAGAAGAAAUUCAUCGACAAGAAGGAGUCGACGACCUUUCACGUGGUACACCGGUCCCAGCAGGACAAGGCUAACGAGGGCGAGGAGGAGGCUUCAGAGUUCGUCCUCAUCCCGUCGGCGCCAUCGAGAGAUAGCCGGCCGCAGGAGGAAAGGAAAGCAGCUGGUAAGGGGAAGGGCAAGGAUGGCGUGACAGGGACGGAGCGUGAUCACAUCAACGCCCUCGGCCUCCCGAACGAUGGGUACGACUACGACCGGCACCUCAAGUCCAUGGGCGGAGGCACGUUCGUCUCGAAGAGCGGAAAGGUACAGCACUUUGCAGAAGGCAACAGCCAGGGCGCCAGGGGGGGGGGAGUGAAAGCCAGCAUCCCGGAAGAGGCGUUGCCAUCCGGGGAGACGCUGGACCGGCAGCUCGAGGCCGUCACAAUUAGCGAAAAGGUGAUGGACGGCGACAUGAGGAGAGCUUUGGCGGCGGGGCUGGCUGACGUUGGCGAGGACGACUGGGAUGACGAGAGCAACAUGCUCGACGACGACUUCGUUGUGCAGGCGGCCGGUGCAGGAGAAGAUGAGGGCUUCGACUUCGACGCUCACGUGGCCCGGUUGAUGGAGGCCAGCGCGAAGGAGACCGGCGUGAGGCCGCGGACCAUGGACGACGACCUCCAGACCAAGGGCCUGGUGCGAUUGCGGCGAGACUCGGACUUAGAGAGCGACGACUCAGAGGACGACGCUGCUACGCUGGAUGGUGGUGGCGGGUCAGACGACAGCGGGGAGAUAGACGACGCGCUGCUGGAAGGGCUGGACAUCAGCGGGGCGGCGGCGGCGGCGGGGGGAGGCGUCCCCGGGGAGGGGACGGAGGAGGACCGGGCUGUGCUCGAUUCUCAGUUCGAGGCGGGACGCUGGGAUCUGGAGCAGCACGACUACGCGAACACGUGCAUGGACGACUUCCUCGCCGCCAACGAGGACGCUCGCUGGACGGAUGGGGUCCAGCGGCUGCCGCCAGACCAGCGCUCCAUCGCGGCGGCCACCCUCGCCAUCGAAGGCUCCGCCGCCGCUAAUCCCGCCGCCGCCCCCCCCGCUGGCGGCGGCGGCGGCAGCGUCGGCGACGCGGGUAAGGCGGGAGCAGGUGCUGCAGCGGCCGGCGGCGCGGGGCCGGGUGGAGUCGGACUGAGCGCAGAGGCAGCUACGACGACGGGGACGUCGGGCCCCCGCUUGGGGAAGCUGAGAGGGUUAGGGGGUGUGCCAGUACCAGCGCCGGAGGACGACGAGGAGGAGGAGGAUGACGAGCUUCAUGACAUGGAGCAUCAUAACGAAUACCUGCGGGAAAAACCGGCCGAACAGUGGGACUGCGAGACGAUCGUGAGCACGUAUUCAAACCUCGACAACCACCCGUCGGUGCUCGGGACCGGCCGCAAAGCGAAGCCUGGCCGCGCCCGGCGGUCCCCCGUUGCGGAGGGGGUCGGGGGCGGAGACGCGUCCACAGUGCAGCAGGUUGCGCUGUCGGCAAAGACGGGCCUUCCUCUGGGCGUGCUCCCGGAGAGGACGUACAACGACACGGGCAUGGUGUCGUUGAUCCCGGGUAAGAACAAGGGAGAGAAGCGAGAUACCGAGGAAACAGCGGAGGAGAAGAGGCGAAGAAAAGCACAGAUCAAGCAGGACAAGAGGGACAAACGUGUCCAAAAGAAGAACGUGAAGACGGCUUUCACCAGCGAGGCCAAGGUGAUCUCCCACGCACUGGCCAAUCCGGAGGCCCCGCAAAAUCGAAGCGUCUUCAGCUACUCUUGAACAAACGAACGAACGAACGAACCCUGACCUUAUUUCUGGGCAGGCCGGAAGACCUGCCUCGCCCCCGUCGAUGCUGUGCCCGCUACGGCUGCGUGCAUGCAUGGAUGCCGGGAAUCAGUGUUGGGGGGGUAGUAGGUUUAUCCUCUGUCCUUGUCCGUUCUCGAGGACCGUGUGGCACACACAACAGGGGCUGGCCUUUAUUUGUACUUUACUUAAUUGCGACAUGCGUAGGCAGGGGGAGGGGAUUGUACAGGGAAGAUAAAAGACAAAGGACCCGAAACAAGAAGACCUUCGUUGUCUGUAAUUCUUGUCGUUUGUCGUUAUGGACGGUGGAGAGCAGGAUGUUUCGGGGGACGCAUGCGUUCUUUUUUGCCGGAUAGCAGACGUCCGCUCAUUUGAUUUCCGGGCUUCGCAAGCGCUUGGGCUGUGCCGGGGUUAUAGGGCAAAGGACUGUACCCCUUCCGGUCUUCAACCGUUUUGACCCGGACGUGAGGUCUAUUUCUUCGAAAGAUAGACAUGUACUUUGAAGUAUAAUGUAAGGAGACCAGGCAUGGAGCUACAUCAGUAGGCGUUUUCGACGGCGGAGAGAUUUCCAAGUGCUCGAAGCGGCGUUUUUUUACGGUUACUACAACGGUGACGUGCAAAGCCACAGAGGGUCUCGCUAUCCACGCUUCUCAUCGUAACUACUUGACUGCUGCCGCAAGUAAGUUUUCGGCGAAUUCGCGGGGUCAGAUACCGGCGAAAGGAAGCAUCAACUCGGACAGCCUUCGCCGGUGGACGUACAGAGUAGUAAUGAUGAUGUGGGUGUCCACAAAACAAACGUCCGUACAGAGAGCCCAACAUCAGGACAGACGAUGAUACCAUCUGUCA
Molecule: messenger RNA, 2711 nt
Organism: Ectocarpus sp. CCAP 1310/34
Lineage: Eukaryota; Phaeophyceae; Ectocarpales; Ectocarpaceae
Source: the annotation of a GenBank genome assembly